Messenger RNA from Enterobius vermicularis (human pinworm), 495 nucleotides. Lineage: Eukaryota; Metazoa; Nematoda; Chromadorea; Rhabditida; Oxyuridae. The record is from the annotation of a GenBank genome assembly.
AUGGAGCAGCACCAGAAACCAGCAAUCAACGAUAAUUUCACGACUACGACGGCAUAUUUCAGUAGCGGGCUUAUGUGGCGCAGCAUUAGGAAAUAUGCAAUGUACAAUUUGCCUUACCUGUUAGUAGUUAUUCAGUGUUGGGAGACGUGUGAAUCUGGGCAAGGAUUUAAAAACUGUGUGGAGUAUGAAGAGUGGAUGAGAAUUCUACGGUUUAAUUUGGCUGCAGAAUUAAUGUUCCAAGGAGAGCGGCCAUGGUCAUUAUGCAGUUGCUGUUUAAAAGGAAGUUAUAAGGAUUUUAGUAUCAGUGAAAACAGUGGAAAAAACGGUAUUGACGAGGUGUCGGCUCGCGUUGCAUUAGUUGUUAAACCCAGCGAAAGUAACACGCAUGCGGUCCUAUGUAAGAGGGCAACGUACACAAUGCAGUUAGGCGAUGAAGAAACCGUUCUGACACCUCUUAUGUUAGUGGUUCAAGUAGGGACCGCAAUGAUUCCAUAG